AAUACACGUGUGCUUAACUAGUCAGCAUUUUGACAUCAACAAGCAUGAAUCACUUGGGAGUUUUAAAAUUAAAAAUUAUAAUUUCCCUCAAAAUCUCACGCUUGAUCUCUUUUUAUCUUUACUUUUUUGAUAAAUAUGAAUUCCCAAACCAAUGAGGAAACUCCUCUAUUAUCAAGACUAAUAGAGACACCUGUCAAAAAACCUUCUACUAACUUCACCUUUGUCCGUGUCGUUGGCUUUAUUCUCUUGUUGGUCUUAUCUGUUGCUAGUAUCAGAAAUACCUUACCGACACCAUUAUCCGAUACGGAAGCUCGCGAAUUAAACGACUUUCCCGGCAUUCAUUGCUACAAUGAAUACCUUUCGCGUUUUACAGCUCCUCAUUCUGCAAACCAAAGAGAGAAUGGCUACAUUAAGGACUGGAUUGUCGAAUUAGCUCAAGGCUUUAAACAAGAAGCUACACAAAAUGGUAUUCAUAUGGAAAUUAUUGCUGACGACCCUACAGACCUUGUCUCAAAGAGAAACAAAUUCAGCACAGAGGAAUAUUGGUUGGUUGAAUCGAGAAACGUGAUUAUUCGUCUGGUAGGAAGAUCAAACAACACAGAUGAAGCCUUUAUGGUGAAUGCACAUUAUGAUAGCGUAUCUACUAGUAAUGGCGUCACAGAUAAUGGUAUGGGAACAGCCGUUGCGAUUGAAUUACUCCGGUAUUUUGUACAACAUCCACCAAAGCACACCGUCAUCUUCUUGUUCAAUAAUUUUGAAGAAGGCGGACUGAUUGGAGCAGAUGCGUUUGUAAACCAUCCAUGGUUCCCCUCCAUCAAGUUGUAUGUUAAUUUGGAAGGUACGGGUGCUGGUGGCCGUGCAUUGUUGUUUCGAAGUAAUACGUUAGCUGCCGUAAAAGGGUUAGCUUCAUCGGGCACCCACUUGUUUCAUGCAUCUCCUCUGGGAAAUGAUUUAUUACAAGCAAAGCUUUUAAAGAGUGAUACCGAUUAUACUGUAUUCUCAAAACACGGUGUACCCGGUCUGGAUAUUUCUUUUUACUAUCCUAGAUCUCAUUAUCAUACACAAAGAGAUGAUUUAGCUCAUACAAACCCACAAUCGCUUCAGCAUAUGGGUCAAAUGGCUUUAGGUUCUGUGCUCAGUAUUGAUUCUAGUGAAACCAUGUUACAAGAAGCAGGAGCUCCGGAACCCAUCAUUUAUUAUGAUAUUCUGGGUCGUGUCAUGUUGGUCUAUAGUUUCUUUACCUGCCAAUUGAUCAAUAUCUUGUCCUUAAUAUUUGUUCCUCUUGCCUUGUUUACUUGGUCUUGGUUCUCUAAUUCUGGUACUGAAACCACAGAUGUGGGUGAAAAGCUCAGUUCCUUAAAGCGCAAUAUAGCACUCACUGCGCAAGGUUUGAUUGCUACAAUUACUGCUUUAGCAUUUAUGGUUCUGUUUGUCUCCUUUGCUGCCUGGAUUAUGUUACUGAUUAAUCCAUCGGCUACUUAUGGAAGUAUUAAAUCCGUUGCUGUUUAUUUAACUGUAGCUGCAUUUUUAGGUUUGGUUGCUUCCCAACUUGCGCUUGUUCGAUUGUCCAACGUGAGUAGAAUCAAUCUUUCAAAUAUCCAGGUUGGAUUUUACGGUUUGACGAGUUUCUGGUGGAUCUUGCUUGCUUUUGCUACUUAUUUGGGGUCUCAAAAGAUUGCAGCUAUUUAUUUUGCUAUUUAUUUCUUUAUCAGCAGCACUUUGGCAACUGUUCUUUUGGUGACUACAUCGUCCCCUUCAAUCGAAACAGAUUCAGAGACAAGUCAUCCCAGAACUAAGUUUUGUUUCCUUGCUUCCGUCGUUCAGGUCUUGUUACCUGUUACUUUGAUGACCGAGUUUAUGCUUCUUUCAAUGGAUUCGAUGCGUCAUACCACUGCUGAUGGUACUCCCGAAUCUGCUAUCUACUUUUUAGUUUCUGUGCCUAUUGUGUUGAUCAUUCUUCAUUUGUUACCUUGGGUACACGCAGCUGGAGAAUUGAAAAAGAUGGCACUUUGGACGACUGCUAUUUUCAUUGUUUUGUUCUUGAUAUGUAUUGUUGUGAGUCCUUUCAAUGGGGAUAUCUCACCCAACCGUAUUGUUUUCAACCAAGAAUAUAAUGCCACAGAAGCCCUAUCCACUGUAGCACUUAUUACUGGAUCAUCUUUUGGUGUUCUUCAAAAGACGUUAAAACAGGUGUUACCCAAGGAAGAGUAUGAAAGCAUGGAAUGUAGUCCAUAUUUGAUCUAUCAAACGCGUUGUACGUAUCGUACGGCGUUAAGUCCAGUGUAUGGUCGAACCCCAGAAGAGGAAGCGGAAGUGAUUGUUACUCCCCCGAUCUGCUUUGAUGGUGUGUGUCGUGUGGAUAUCGCUACCAAAGUGCAAAAUAGCUUAUUGUGUCAAUUCAAGUUCAGUAACCAGAAUAUUAAGGGCUUAAGUGUGCUUGUGAAUGAGCAUGAGAUCAAGGCGGAUCAGAAUGGAACGAUGCAUGCGAUUACUACCUAUUCCAAUACCCAGGCUAGCACAGUGAAAUGGAAUUUUAGAUUUGAUGAUGAUCAAGACGCUGGUGAGGUCCUGUUUACCUGCAUGUAUGAUGAAUGGACACAAGGAGAAUUACCCGCUUUUACAAAAUUAAGAGAUGAUUUACCCAUCCAAAAUUUAUUAACGAUUAAGGGCGGUGUAGGUCUUUCCCAAGUGCAUUAUUUCCCUUCCAUCCCAUUAAACUAAAAAAAAAAGAGAAAGGGAUAAAGGUUAUAAAUAUAUAUCUUUUAUUAUUCUAUACAAUAUGAAAAAUUUAU
This is a messenger RNA of Mucor mucedo, 2792 nucleotides long. RefSeq lists its product as uncharacterized. Gene Ontology annotation, biological process: proteolysis. The transcript has 4 exons. The record is from RefSeq and is a predicted model, not a curated record. Bases 136 to 2721 code for a protein of 861 amino acids. Lineage: Eukaryota; Fungi; Mucoromycota; Mucoromycetes; Mucorales; Mucoraceae. Gene Ontology annotation, molecular function: metalloexopeptidase activity.